AUGGACAUUGGCGUCGGCGAAACAAGCUUGCUCGCAUCUUUCCAGAAGGACCGGGGCGACUUGGCACGGACGUUGAUCUGGAGCAAGCGGGCGGCAGACGAGAUUGCUACUAAGUUUGAGAGCAUCGAAGGUAUGAACACCUUGUCCAUACAGAUCAUCGGCCAGACGUGCAACGUUGGCGCCAUGAAGAUUCUCUUUGCGCUGUCGGAUGCUCUGUCAAUCGAGGAUGAUGUACAGGUCUGGCUCACACUGGACGAAACCUUUAACUAA
This is a messenger RNA of Linnemannia hyalina, 270 nucleotides long. NCBI's taxonomy places the organism in Eukaryota, Fungi, Mortierellomycota, Mortierellomycetes, Mortierellales, Mortierellaceae. The record is from the annotation of a GenBank genome assembly.